AUGAAUGAUAACCAGAACGGUAUUUAUACUGGAUCUUCGAUGGGCGGAGUCAGCGGCUUUCAGACAGGCAGGGCAACGGGCGCUUCAGGAAUGUGCAUCAUGGGACUGUGGGCGAUAGAGCAUUUGAGAUGCUGUGACAACAAGAAGACGACACGUGACGCCGUUGAGAAUUGUGUGGAGAGUUGUAACGACGGAAUGAAGAAAGCGCAAGGGAAUCUGGAGAGAGAACUCGGUGGUCUACAGGAUCAGUUGUCUCGGUGUGCGAUGACUUGUUACGAUAAACUCGUUCAACAAUUCGGUCCAGAUGUCAACAAGUACACUGAGAAUCAGAAGAUGAGUUUCAACGAGAAACUCGACUCGUGUGUCUCCGUGUGCGCCGACGAUCACAUCAAACUGAUUCCAGCCAUCAAGAAACGGUUCGCCAAAAAUCUCUAA
Molecule: messenger RNA, 435 nt
Organism: Caenorhabditis remanei
Lineage: Eukaryota; Metazoa; Nematoda; Chromadorea; Rhabditida; Rhabditidae
Exons: 3
Coding region: 1-435 (144 amino acids)
Cellular component (GO): cytoplasm
Source: RefSeq, a predicted model, not a curated record